Messenger RNA from Acanthosepion pharaonis, 1164 nucleotides. Lineage: Eukaryota; Metazoa; Mollusca; Cephalopoda; Sepiida; Sepiidae. The record is from the annotation of a GenBank genome assembly.
AUGUUUACCGAAUUCUGGCAAUCAAGGAGUAUUCUUGCUGGUGAUGGAAGAACAGGGACUUAUAUUGCAUUAGAUAUUCUUUUGGAACAAUUAUGGAAGAAACCAACCAUUAAUAUUUUUUCAUGUGUCAAUCAACUUUGUCAGCAAAGGGCAUUCAUGGUACAAAACAAAAUUCAGUAUCAAUUUAUCCAUGAUAUUUUAGCUGAAGAGAUUUUGACUGGCUUCUCAGAGAUUUUUGUUACUUCCAUUCCUGAGGAGUUUAAGAAACUGCAAACAAACAAAGCAAAUGGGGAAAAAGCAAUGCUUAAAAAGCAAUAUGAGGAAUUCAUAUUUCCAUUGAAUCAAUCUCAUCCAAUAGAAUCAUAUCAAGAGUCAAUGUAUACAAAUGUUGAGGAAAAUAAUGUUUUUGAAGCCAGUUGCAAAACUUUCCAUGAAUCUAUAUUUGUUGAUGGUUUCUUCAUGAAGAAUGAAUUCAUUUUUGAAGCCAGUUGCAAAACUUUCCAUGAAUCUAUAUUUGUUGAUGGUUUCUUCAUGAAGAAUGAAUUCAUGUUAACCCUUCAACCAUCCAAAAACAAUGCAGACAUGUUUUGGAAGCUUAUUUAUGAGAAGAGGUACUCAAUCAUCAUCAUGCUUGAUGAUACACCUAAAAUUGCUUCAGUAUAUUGGCCACAAAAGAUAAACUGUACUGAAGUGUAUGGGUCCAUAAAAGUGGAACUGACAAAUACAGCUGAAAGCAAAACAUUUUUUCAAAGAUAUUUUCAGGUUUCUUCAACUAAACAGAAUGCACUUGAACCAGUUUAUGUUGUUCAAUUCCAGUCCAAAAUUUGGCAAAGAAAGCAGCUUCCUUUUCCAUCUGAUCUCAUUGAACUCAUUCAAACUGUUACUAAUUCUUGUGGACAAGGAAAACAACUUCUUAUUCAAUGCAAGGAUGGCAUCACCAAAAGUAGUAUUUUUUGUGUUCUAUGUGUGAUGAUUUGCAAAAUAAGAAUGAAUGAGAGGGUCAGCAUUUUGAGACUUCUUCGGUCCAUGAAGAAAAAAAAUCCUCAAAUUGUCACUGACUAUGAGUCAUACAAAUUCUGCUGGUCAGUUGCUGAAAUACUGCAAGAUGAAAAUUCGACUUAUUAUUCCCACUGUCAGUCCCAGGAAAUAUCCGAAAUAGUCUAA